Messenger RNA from Catharus ustulatus (Swainson's thrush), 1903 nucleotides. RefSeq names its product CD59 molecule (CD59 blood group) (gene CD59). The record is from RefSeq and is a predicted model, not a curated record. The transcript is spliced from 4 exons. NCBI's taxonomy places the organism in Eukaryota, Metazoa, Chordata, Aves, Passeriformes, Turdidae. Bases 108 to 467 code for a protein of 119 amino acids.
CGCCCCGCCCCGGCGGCGCCGCCUCCGGGACAGGCAGCCCCGGCAAAGGAAGCAUCACCUUCCCGCUCCCCGCACACGGCAGGAUUUGCCCGGGGAAGGGAAGAAGCAUGAUCAAGAUGAACUGCAUCCUGCUGAUCACCUGCAUUGUUCUGAUUGCUUUUUGUGGCUCUGGUCAUACCUUAAGAUGUUACCACUGUGACAACAGCCCUACCCUGUGCAGGACCAACAGCACGUGCUUAACAUCUGAAGAUACUUGCUUGCAGUUGAAAUUUGGUAAAUUGAGAACUUUCUCCUGCUGGAAGUCAUCCCAGUGCAGUACGAAUGAAAUUGCUGAUUCUUUCAUGUUGGAUAAUUUUGAAUUCUUUUGCUGCCAACACGACCUGUGCAAUGAGAGUGCAAUUACUGGGGUUAACAAAGCAGCCUUCAGUAUUGCUUCUGUAAUGGCCAUGUUAUGGAUGCUCAUGUAAUAAUCCUGAUUUGUUAGCUGUUCUUUCAAGAUGAAAUUACAUAAAACCAUUUAACUCUUUUCUGUAUUGCAUAUUUUCACCUCCUGUCCAUAGGCAGAAACAUUCCCUUGUAAUUUUAAGUUGUUUCCCGAGGUUCUGUCUGUUAAAUCACUGUCUCCAUUCAUGGGAAGGAGAUGUGUGUUGUUACCAGUUACUGGGUGUUUUGAUCUGUCCCCCUGUUCAUAGGGAACAGGUUUGGUGAAGUUAUGUUCUCUUGUGGAGGGCCUGGGCACACUCCAGUGGGUGAUGUGAAGGAGAAGGAACACUUCCAGCUCUUCUGCUGGAAAUAGUCAUUUUUUUCCCUGUCCUAUAAACUGUCAUUAUUUUUGGUUGGCAUUUCUGUGGGUUUUGAUUUGUUUGGCUUUGGAUCUUCCUUGUCACAAACCAAGCAGUGGAUUUGCCCUCAACACAAGAAGUGUUGGAUCAUAAGUGCACCUUGCUGCAGUCUUUGUGAUGAAAAUGGAAAUAUUCAGUUUCAACUCAUGUAAACACUUUGUUCCCAUCACUGUACCUUUUUUUUUCCCUACAAGCCAAUGAUAUAACCUUGUCAAGUGCUGUUAUUUUGGGAGAAAGCAUCUACAUUUUUUAAACCAAAACCAAAAUACUGCUGUAAGUGAGAAACACUUUUUUUUUAAUAUAUAUAUAUAUAUAUAUUUAUGUGAGCAUGUAGACAACAUGCAAUAGCUUCUUUUUUGAUUUCCCCAUACAUUGUCUAUGCUUAGGAUUUUAAACGAGCAUGUGCUUUGCACUGAGUAUUUAUUGGUAUACUGAAAAUUGAUUAUAAAAUGCUAAGGAGUUGAAAUGAAAUGGCACAAGUAGGUUACUUCCCCACCUAGUUAGCUUUUGGGUUUUGUUGAAAACAGUGACAUGUAAACUUAACCCUUCAAGCUUCCACCUAAGAGUAUUAAAAUCUUGCAAAACUUUCUUUCCAUAAAUGCCAAUGCACAGUAUAGGUGUGUAUUUGUACAGCAUGAAUAAAACCUGCUCCAUUUGUAGGUGUGAGAGGUCAAAUACUGAAAUACUUACAUUGCUCUGCUCUGUGGUGGAGACAGACCUUGGGAAAUCUCCAGUGCCUGGGGACCCUCUCAGUCAGGUGGGAUGCCAGAUCCUCUUUUUCUUCUUCUGGAGCUGCUGGUGUAUCCCUGCCAGAGUUGUGUCCAUUGCCAAUGGGAUAUUGUCAUGCUGAGGACCCUCGUUUGUGCUCUUGACACCAGUGACAUCAGUGACACCAGCUCACCAGUCACAACAAGGGUGUUGUUCCAAAUCCCCGAUGUAUUCCACAAUGUACCUUUUGGUUGAGCUUAUUGGAGCUAUGAGAGUGUCCUGGGAUCUCUCCCAUCACUUGAAAUGUGGAAGUCAUCCUGUCUUUGAUUAAUAAAAACGUCAAAAAAGCAGAA